CUAUCGGCAACUGGUGAAGGCUUGUCUCGCCUGGCCGACUGCCUUGGAUAGUCUCUCUGCCCCAGCCGACAGCCCUAUGCCUUCUUUGGCUUCAUGUGACAGCCUCUGGUAUUGUCUCUCUGCUCGUCUCCCUUUGGUCUCUCUGUUUCAUGGGACAGCCUCUGGUCUCUCUAUUUGACCACUAGGUUCGGCCUUUGAACACUAGUCUUUCUAUCCCAGGUUUCUUGUUUUUUUAUUUUAUUUCGUCAAAAGGAAAAAAAAAAGAAAAAAAAGUAAAAGUCUAUGAGUUUUUAAUUCUUUUAUGCUUUCAUAGUGGUAGUCAUGUCUUUCCUUCUAUCACCACCUUUCGGAUUUGUGAUUGACUCUAGUUUUAUUGAGGGUUUAGUAACACAGUAUUCAUGGUAGAUUCCACCAGUGUGUCCACUACUUCUCAGAUACCUAGGCGUGAGAGUUCUAUUCUACUUAGUACUAUGACUGAUAAUCCCAACCCUAGUCUUAAAAUCACCACCUCUCCAUUUAAUUGUUAGAACUAUCUAGCGUUGUCGCAGAGUCUGACUAUUUUUUUGAAGAGCAGAGGGAAGAUAGAGUAUGUUGAUGGUAGGAUACAGACACCCAGCACCACUGACCCAAGUUAUGACCAAUGAGAAAUUACCAACUCUUUGACUAUGGGUUGGCUUACUCAUUCGAUGGUACCAGAAAUUGGUGAGGACUACUUGUCUAUGGAAACUACACAGGAUAUUUGGGAUACUGUGGCUGCCACCUAUUCUCGCAAAGAGAAUUUCUCACAGGCAUUUAAGUUGCGCCACUCUAUUGAAAGCUUUGUUCAGGGGGAGCAAACUGUUCUUCAGUACUUCACAUUCCUCACCAAUGGCUAGAAACGCCUUGAUUACCUGCAGGCCUAUAAGCCUGUUUGCACUGCUGAUUCAGUCGAGUACAAGAAGUUCAUUGUAUAGGAACGGGUCUUCAAGUUUCUGGCAGGUCUCAAUGUGGAGUAUGAUCCUGUUUAGAGUCAAGUUCUGGGUAUGGACACUCUUCCUUCACUUUAGGAGGCAUUCACCUAUGUACAUAAUGAGGAGAGUCAUUGGUCUGCCAUGAUGUCACCUGUCUCUACUGACCGCUCAGUAUUACUGUCUACCCCUCGAGAUGGACUCAGCUUGACUCCUAUCCCUCCGUCUGCCGCCAAGGAGUCUGUAUUCUAUGAUUACUAUCGCAAACUGCGGCAUACUCGUGAGACAUGUUGGAAGCUUCAUGGGACUCCAUCUGGGAGUCGAGGUGAUCAGUCUAGUUCAAGAAGAGGUCGGUCAGGCCAGUCUAGUGGACGUGGCUCUCAGUCACAGGCUCAUCAGUCUAGUGCUGUUGAUACACUUGAUUCUACUUCCGUUUCCGUUGGCCAGGCUUCUGAUAGUCUCUCUGACAUGACUACUCAUGAGCUUGAGGAUAUUCUACGUCACUUGCUGGACUGCUGGUCUUCUAAUGCUCUCAGUACAUCUUCUUCAGCGUUUGUCCACUCAGGACCUUGUCACGAGGAGGACGAUUGACAGUGGUAAUGCAGAAAAUGGUCUCUACUUCCUGGAUCAACUGGACAAACUUGCUCAUUCUUCCACCACGAGUCCUACCACUAAAGUAUGACUGUGGCAUCAGCGUCUUGGGCAUCCUUCUUUUUAUUUACUUUAGCAUUUAUUUCCAUUCGUUUUUGCAAACAAUAAUGUGCCUGAGUUUCUUUUUGAGUCUUGUCAACUUGGAAAACAACACAGAGCUUCUUUUGCUCCUAGUUUUAAUAAAAGUUUAAUUCCUUUUUCAUUAAUACAUUCUGAUGUAUACAUUCUAAUGUCUGGGGUCCAUCUCGUGUUAUAUCUGUGAAAGGUCAUUGAUGGUUUGUGUUAGAAGAUAUUUUAAUAUUAUAAUGUGCUAUAGGUUUGAUUUUUUUUUUUCAUUCCGUCUAAGUUUUCUUUUCUCUUUCCAAGUCUUUGCCUAAGUCAAGUCUUUUUCUUUGCCUCCAAUUAUCCUCCAAGGAACUUUCUCACCAAGUUUCCUCUCCUAUACUUAUCCUUCAAGCAACUUGUCCACCAAGCUUUCAUCUCCUAUAAAUUAAGCUAACCACUUAUCUUGGAAGAUAAAAGAAAUUUUUGUUGUUUUAUUAUGUUUGUGUAAGAUUAUCAGGCAAAGAAAUAAAGGGUGUA
Messenger RNA from Camellia sinensis, 2180 nucleotides. RefSeq lists its product as uncharacterized. NCBI's taxonomy places the organism in Eukaryota, Viridiplantae, Streptophyta, Magnoliopsida, Ericales, Theaceae. The record is from RefSeq and is a predicted model, not a curated record.